AGAGUCUAGAGCUUGAUGGUCGACGCCGGCUUCUUCUCCCGCCACGACGCGCUUUCGGCCGAGGCCCAGUCGCUCCUUUACGCGGACGGCGCCCUCUCAGAGACGCAGCAGAACUUGCGAUCGGUCACGAGCGCCGAGCGCAGCGCCGAGAGCCAGCGCGUGGCCAACCAGCGGAAGCAGGCGCAGCGCGAACGGCGCAUCGACCGGUGCGAGAACAGCUGGUUCUACGGCACCACCGCGCUGCAGCCCCAGACGUGGGUUUACGGUGGCGUGAGCGCCAAGAUUGCGAGGCAGAAGGCGAAGCUCGAGGCCGACCGCGCUUCCGCGCCGUCAUUGCAGUCGCGCGAGGCGGCGCUGGAGCAGACGAUCGAGGACCUCAAGGCGCAGGCGCAGGCCCUGCAGGGCGCGGUGGCGCGGCGCCGCGCGCUCGAGACCGAGGCGGCGGGCAUGUUUGAGUCGGCCCGCGCGCACCAGACCAACCAGGGCGCGCAGUUCAACAAUGUGCUCGACGGCUCCGAGUUCAUCGAGCACAUGCAGCAGGGACACCGCGAUCAGCUGAUGCAGCAAGCGCAGAUGGAGGCGCACCAGGCGGGGGUGGUGCUCACGCGCGCGCUGCAGUCGAACGGCGCCGGCACCGCCAUGAUGGAGAUCUUCGGAGGCGACUUUGGCGACGCGGUGGCGGGGAUGCAGGCGGGCGGCCGCAUCCAGCGCAACAUCGGCGUCCUCGCGCAGUGCGAGCAGCUCACCGCACAGCAGGAGGCGCGGGUCAACGCGCUGCUGCAGGCCGUCCGGCAAGAGGCAGCCAACGCGGCGGCGACGCUGCAGCGCAUCGAGGCGGACGUGCUCGCCGAGAAGCGAUCCAUCUUCGCGGCGCUGCGCUCGCGAUGCGGGGGCGUCGCCGCCGUCGCGGCGGCGCCGGUCGCGACCGCCACCGCCGUCAUCGGCAGCGAUCCAAAGGACCACAUGGCGGCCACCGCGGUGCAGGCGGCGUGGCAGACGCGCCCAGCGGCCGGGGCGACGCCGCCCAUGGGUCAGCCGGUCUAUUAGGCGAGCGGAAUUUCGGCUUGUAGAUAGAAGUGGUAUGUGCAAAUUACCGGCUCGUCCUGCUCUGAUCUGGGAGUUUUGUGUUUAUCGCGUUCCGGUUCAGAGAGUGCUCGCCGUCCUGCGUCCACCCUC
Molecule: messenger RNA, 1176 nt
Organism: Emiliania huxleyi CCMP1516
Lineage: Eukaryota; Haptophyta; Isochrysidales; Noelaerhabdaceae
Exons: 4
Coding region: 16-1047 (343 amino acids)
Source: RefSeq, a predicted model, not a curated record